CUGGUGGCGGCUAGGCAGUGCAGCUCCGUGACAGAUCCGGCGUCGCACGCGUCUCCCACCCCGCGCCGCCACGAUGCCCAAGAGGAAGGUUAAUGCAGAUGGAGCUGCGAAAGCGGAGCCCAAGCGCCGCUCCGCGAGGCUGUCGGCCAAGCCUGCCCCUGCCAAGGUGGACGCGAAGCCAAAAAAGGCCGCGGGAAAGGAUAAAGCAGCAGACAAAAAAGUGCAGAUAAAAGGGAAGAGGGGAGCGAAGGGCAAACAGGCUGAAGUGGCUGACCAGCAAGCUACAGAUCUGCCUGCAGAAAAUGGAGAGACGGAAAACCAGAGCCAAGCCUCUGAAGAAGAGAAAGAAGCCAAGUCCGACUAAGCAUCCAUCGUGCCUGUCAGU
Grammomys surdaster is the source of this 385-nucleotide messenger RNA. Its product is annotated as non-histone chromosomal protein HMG-14. Gene Ontology annotation, biological process: chromatin organization. Lineage: Eukaryota; Metazoa; Chordata; Mammalia; Rodentia; Muridae. Gene Ontology annotation, molecular function: nucleosomal DNA binding. The transcript has a single exon. The record is from RefSeq and is a predicted model, not a curated record. Bases 74 to 364 code for a protein of 96 amino acids. Gene Ontology annotation, cellular component: chromatin; nucleus.